UUUCUCGUCCUUUGCCCUUUCCCUUCUUGCUUUCCUUCCACAGUCUCUCUCUCUCUCUCUCUCUCUCUCUCUCUCUCUCUCUCUCUCUCUCCUUGGAUUUGCAGUGGAGAGGGCUACAGAGAAUCGAAAUUUCUCUCUGUUUCACCUUCUUAGUUCUUACUAACACAGAUAGAGAUAUAUAUGUAGAGAGAGAGAAAGCUAGCUGUAUAUAUAUUUUUACAUAUUGGGUUGAAAUGAAUCCUAUGGGGAAGCUGAGGAAAUUUGUUCAAAAAGGCGAUGGGAAAGAGAGGACGGAGAAUAAACUUUCGGCGCCUUUGAAUGAUCUCGCUCAAGCAUCACAGGAUAUGCAGGAUAUGAGAAAUUGCUAUGAUAGCUUACUUUCUGCUGCUGCUGCAACAGCAAAUAGUGCAUAUGAAUUUUCAGAGUCACUGCGAGAUAUGGGUAACUGUCUACUGGAGAAAACUGCGUUAAAUGAGGAUGACGAAAGCUCCAAAGUACUGUCAAUGUUGGGUAAUGUGCAGUUUGAACUUCAGAAACUUGUUGAUAGCUAUCGUUCGCAUGUAGUUACGACAAUUACAAGCCCGUCGGAGUCUCUUCUGAAUGACCUUCGGUCAGUGGAGGAGAUGAAACGGCAAUGCGAUGAAAAAAGACAUUUAUAUGAAUACAUGGUGGCACAACAGAGAGAGAAAGGAAAGUCAAAAAGUGGAAAAGUAGAAGUUUUUACUUCCCAGGAAUUACAAGCAACUCGUGAUGAAUAUGACGAGGAGGCAACCCUGUGCGUCUUCAGAUUAAAAUCUAUGAAGCAAGGGCAAUGCCGUAGUCUUUUAACUCAGGCAGCUCGUCAUCAUGCGGCUCAGUUAAAUUUCUUUCGCAAGGGUCUUAAAUCUCUUGAAGCACUUGAGCCACAUAUAAGAGUGGUCACAGAAAAGCAAGGCAUUGACUACCAGGUCAGUGGAUUCGAUGAUGGAGAAGAUGGGGAGGAUGAAGGUGUCAAUAGCCUUGAGACUAAUGAUGAAGGGGAAUUGAGUUUUGACUAUAGAUCAAAUAAGCCGGGCCUUGAUCCCGUUUCCACCUCAAGGAAUUCGAUGGAGGUAGAUCAUGUGGACCUUCCACGACCUCAAGUUUCAACUGUUGAAAAUGCAGAGGUAUUUCUCAAUAAAAACCCGGGGGAGCAGAUUUUCAGUCGGGACCAUCGAAUAGCCCAUUCUGCCCCAAUAUUUCCAGAGAAGAAGUUCGAUCCAGCUGAAAGGUUUAGAGAAAUGCAGCCAUCAUCUGCACGCAAGGCUCACAGUUAUGUUUUACCCACUCCAGGUGAUGCGAAGAGUUCAAUAUCUUCAAGAACAAGUAGUUCAGCUCUGCAGUCGAGGCCAACAAGCCACAGCGGAGGCUCCCAAAGUUUGUGGCAUUCAUCCCCACUGGAGCCUGACAAGCGUGGGAAAGAAUUCACAGAUGACAAAUUGUCAGUGCAAUUGCCCCCCGCUUUGGCUCAGGGACUUUCGCUUCCGCAUAGUGAUGCACAUAAUGCAUAUGAUGCUAAGAAAUUUAAAAGACAAGCUUUCUCUGGUCCUCUUACUAGUAAGCCAUUGUCAGCUAAGCCUGUUUUAUCUUCCAGUGGCCCCAUUACCUCCUCUGAACUUCCCCAACUCGUUUCUGGAUUGCUUACCCGAGUUCAAAUUCCUCAGCCGCCUUCUUCACCUCCAAAGGUAUCUCCCAGUGCUUCACCCCCAAUUGCAUCUUCUCCCAAAAUAAGUGAGCUUCACGAGCUUCCAAGGCCCCCAUCUGCUUUUGCCUCCAAGCCUGUAAGUUCUUCAAGUGGGCACUCUGCCCCUUUGGCCUUCAGGAAUCAAGAGCUUUCUCCAAAAAAUAAAGGCCCUACUGGGGCAUUUAGUUCUGCAUCUCCCCUUCCAACUCCUCCGCUAACCAUUCCUCGCUCUUUCUCUAUACCCUCUACUAAUCAGAGAGCAACAGCAUUACAUGUAGCCUCAGGGAAGGCUGAAGAAGUAUCUUCUCCUCCACUCACGCCUAUUGCUCUGUCACACAUGAAGCCAUUAUCAACUGUUUCAACAGUAGCCUCUCACUCUGGGAAAAUUCCAAGGUAACUGAAAUUUGUUAUCCCUUGUGAUUUCGUAAAACUGUUCCUUGUGUGAUAGUGGUUGGAUUUUGAAUGAUCCCAUCCUUCAUAGUUGUGUUCGGACGUGGGAUGAAGUAGAAUCCCGUAAGUGGUAACGGCUUUUGACUCCCAAGUCCAUGGUUCUCUCUGGUGCUUCAGUUCUGCCCAAUGAAAUGUAGUCAUUAACCACCUCUCUCUCUCUCUCUCGUCAAACCAAACCUUACAAUGUUAUCGAAUGGGUGCUGGCUUUGGCAUUUUUCCGAGUUGAGAGGAUGGUGCCGCAAUUGAGAGAAGCACGGCCAACCCUUCAUCCUGAAAAUAGAUGCUAAAUGUUUGUUCCGGCAUAAUGCAUGACUUCGAUGCAAGUGUCGAUCAUCUACAUAAAGCACAAGAUUAGUGGGGAAUUGGGGAGCAGGUUUUGCUAUAAUGAGUUGAAGCGAAUGUCAAAGAAAAUAUUUGUGUUCAUGGCUCAAACUCUGUGCUUCAAUGGGUGCAGGGGAGACCUGAUUCAUUGGCCUUCUGACCAGUAAGGGUCUGUGGAUAUGAUGUUUCUUGUAUGCUUUCAAUUGUUUUAUGGAAGUUUAUUUCCAUGUUGUUGAGGAACACAAUGUGAAGUCAGCUCUUUGCGAUUUUGUUAUAUUAGUACGAUCCUUAUAGCAUGUAAUUUGUAGAGAACUUGUUAGAUUUUUCAUCAGCGAGUAAUUCUAACGGAUGUUGGAUUCUCCA
Messenger RNA from Rhododendron vialii, 2836 nucleotides. RefSeq lists its product as uncharacterized. The transcript is spliced from 10 exons. Gene Ontology annotation, cellular component: cytoplasm. The record is from RefSeq and is a predicted model, not a curated record. NCBI's taxonomy places the organism in Eukaryota, Viridiplantae, Streptophyta, Magnoliopsida, Ericales, Ericaceae. Gene Ontology annotation, molecular function: protein binding. Bases 234 to 2099 code for a protein of 621 amino acids.